Molecule: messenger RNA, 1858 nt
Organism: Parasteatoda tepidariorum (common house spider)
Lineage: Eukaryota; Metazoa; Arthropoda; Arachnida; Araneae; Theridiidae
Molecular function (GO): protein dimerization activity
Source: RefSeq, a predicted model, not a curated record
UAUAAAAACAUCUAUCCAAUUAAAAGUGUCAAAACCAAACGAUUGGCUUUUCGUUUUGUUUACACACCAAAAACCCAAUAUGCACCGACAAUCUCAUUAUGAGGAUUAUACGUAAGCCUAUCAAUCCUCUUACGUAAGGUAGUCAGUUACCUUUAUUAGCCAGGCAUACAGAAGCCGCUAUUAAAAUAUUUGAAGUCAUCCAUCAACCAACGCCAUUGAAAUCAAUCCUCCACAAUAUCAAUUACUCGUGAACGUAACUGCACGCAAAAUACAAGUGAUCCAUGAGGGGUAGGGGGGGAUAUUAAGGUCAAGUUUGGGAAGAAGGGGAAGAAAAAGAUGGAAACAGGGGACGGGGGCAAGAAAUUCAGAAACAAGAAUUGGACGGCAUUGUGAUUGGGGCGGGUCUUCCUAUUUUCGAACACUGAUCGGUGGCUAUGAAGAUGGAAGAUAAAGAAGAUGAACCUUGGACAAGAUCGACAGGUCUCGAUGAAAAAUUGAAAGAUUUGUCCUCAGAGAAUUUAUGUCUGAUAUCGGAAUGGAGGCCAGCACCCAAAGGAGAAGGGUAUCUAAACCUCUUAUUGAAAAACGCAGAAGAGCCAGAAUCAACAGGUCCUUAUCGCAAUUGGUGGAAAUGGUUGCAAAACCCCAUAAAGCUCCACAACAAACAAGAGCUGCAAGGUUUGAAAAAGCGUAUAUUCUGGAAAUGACUGUGGAUUACGUACGGAAGCUUCGAGAUUUAAGUGCAUCUUCAAGUCAUAAUCCUGACUAUUUAGAAGAGGAUGCUUUUCAAGUCGGCUACCGGUUGUGCAUGUCAGAAGUCAAAAAAUUCAUCGAGGAAAGAUUUCAGGACAGGAUAAGAGAAUUUCCAACUGCCUCCCUCCAAAUGCAUCUGGACAAUAUUCUUAACUCCUCCGCCAACAACGCGACUCCAAGUCUUUCACAAGAAGACAUCGACACCACAUCUCUUCAAGGCAAAUCUAGAUUUCGAGGUUAUAGACUCAAUAAAAGAAAUACCUGUGCAAAAAGUCUGAGCGAGAUUACAAUGCAUUCUAAUUUAGAAUCAGAUAGACUAAUGAAACGGGAUUCUCCUUUCGCUUCACCUCUAUCAGCGGAAGAUGAAAGUGCUUCUUGUUUUUCUGAGUCGGAUAGCAGCAGCGAGGAAGGAAAAAUGUUACAUUAUAAUAAAAUGGAUUCUAAUUAUGGACGAGCCAGUAGAUAUGUUCAUAAUGCAGGCGUUCUAUUAGAGGAGAACACUGUUUGGAGGCCUUGGUAAUCAUACUUGCUUUUGUAGUGCUCAUUACUACUAAAAGCAUUCUAUGUUGGUAUAUUUGCAGCAAUACUGCUGGCAAAAUAGCUAACUGUUAAAACAGAAAUGUUGAAUUCUGUUUAAAAUUUUAAAAAAAAUAUCAAACACUUUGUUGAGCUCAUUUUUGCUCUUACUUAAUAAGAACAGAUUUGUAAACAUCAAAUUUUAUAAACAUCUAUUCAACACAAAUGACUGUUCACUCAACAUGUAAAUACUUGGAUAAAGAAUUUGGCUUUUUUGUAGGUUGAACAGCUCUGUUAAUAUCUGACUUUAUGACGUCAUCCAUUCAACACAAAUUACUGUUCAAACUACAGGGUAAAUACUUUGAUAAAGAGUUUGAUUCCUUCAUAAGCUGAACAGUUUAUGUUAAUAUCUGGCUUUAUGAAAACAUCGAUUCAACACAAAUGACUGUUCAAACAACAUGUAAAUACUUGGAUAAAGAGUUUCGCUUUUUUGUAGGUUAAACAGCUCUGAUAAUAUCUGGCUUUAUGACGUCAUCCAUUCAACACAAAUGACUGUUCAAACUACAGGGUAAAUACUUUGAUAAAGAGU